Capronia coronata CBS 617.96 is the source of this 684-nucleotide messenger RNA. RefSeq lists its product as uncharacterized. The coding region runs from base 1 to 684 and encodes 227 amino acids. The transcript has a single exon. NCBI's taxonomy places the organism in Eukaryota, Fungi, Ascomycota, Eurotiomycetes, Chaetothyriales, Herpotrichiellaceae. The record is from RefSeq and is a predicted model, not a curated record.
AUGGACACCAGUGAACGCUGGACUCGGGGAAGCCUCGACGAUGCCUUCGAAAAUGCCCAGGCCAGCCCUUCCAUGGUAUUCCUCGACUUAUUUCACCGAAGAGUUUUCCGCCAUGAGGGGAAAGUGGUCAAAUACGGCCAAUCCGUGACUGUUCAAGAAGCACAAGCGUUGUCCUUCAUCAAGAAUUCCAGUCUCAGCAUACCCAUUCCCCGCGCCCACUGGUCUGGGACGUGUGAGAAUGUGGGUGUAGUCGAGAUGGGCGUGAUUGAGGGAGACGGCGUUUGGAGAGGACUCUCGAAGGACGAGAAGCACAGCUACAUGCAACAACUAGGGGAGAUUGUGAAACAACUGCGUUCGCUUGAGGGCACGUAUAUUGGCUCUCUCCAAGAAGGUCCUGCAGUCGAUGCUCGUCGCGAUAGACAUCAGGGUGGUCCUUUCUACAGCGAGGCGGCCUUCAACGAAUUUUUGCUGAGCAACGCCAUUUCUACCAUGCCCCAGAUUUAUCGCAAGAUGAUACACGAUCUACUCUCCGCCAAAACACACAAGGUCGUCUUCACCCCUGGAGACUUGAGCUCCAGAAACAUCAUGGUCAAGGAUGGCCGAAUCGUUGGCAUCAUCGACUGGGAAUAUGCGGGCUGGUAUCCCGAAUACUGGGAGUUUGUGCGAUUCUUUAGAGCGGUCUGA